AUGAGGAGCCCAAGUUGUGACAGUACUGACGUGAGCACGAAAUCGGUGACUGAAGCUCAGCAGAAAACGUACUUCAUUACAGCACCCAAAGUUCUACGAUUAGAUGCAUCAGAGACUGUGGUGGUGCAGUUGUUCGGCUAUGACCAAGAAACCACAGUGACCCUUGAACUUAAGGACAGUCUGGGCUCUGAAGGCAGAAUUUUUGCAUCUCAGACUCUCAACCUCAAUGCCAAAAAUAAUUACCAAGCUGCAGCUACUUUACGGGUUUUCCCAAACAUUGAGAAAAAGGUCACUCAUCUCCACCUACAGGCCAAAUCUACUUCCUUCACCAAGGAUAUAAGAAUACCAGUCAUUCGUAACAAUGGUUUUCUCUUUAUCCAGACUGAUAAACCACUAUACACGCCUGAACAGCAAGUUGCAGUGCGAGUGUACUCUUUGAGUGAGGAGCUGAGAAAGAGUAGUAGGCCUGUUCUCCUCACAUUCAAGGACCCAGAUGGCAUCAAAGUGGAAAUUAUUGAGAUGAAUGACAUCAUUGGUGUGAAACCAUUGCUUCCACCAUUCAAAAUACCCUUGAAACCUAAGUUUGGGGUCUGGAAAAUUGAGGCCACUUAUAUUACUAACUUCACUACAACUGCUGUGGCUGAAUUUGAGGUCAAAGAAUAUGUAUUACCCAGCAUCUCAGUCUUCAUCCAGCCAGAAGCAAACUUCAUCAGCACAGCAAACUUUGAGGCCUUCAAACUGAAGAUAUUUGCCAAAUAUGUCGGUGGGAAACCAGUCAGUUCAGCAAAUGUCUACAUACGGUUCGGAUACAUCAAUAAUCAUGAUGUGGUCAUGAUACCAUCAACAUUAAACCUCUAUAAGAUGGAAGAUGGUGAAGUGGAUAUUGUGUUAAACAUCAAGCAUGCUCUGUCCAGGGUAGGUUCUGGGCCUCAGAACCUGUGGGAAAUGAACAAUCAUUUCCUCCGUGUGGUUGUUUUGCUAAAGGAGACUACCGGUGGUAUCUCCCAGGAGGCAGUUCUGUCACAUUUGAAAUUUGUUCUUGGUCCGUUUACCCUGAGUCUGACUGCAACUCCUCCUUUCAUCAAGCCAUCUUUACCAUACAUCAUCAGAGUUUUGGUGAAGGACCCACAAGGUAAAUCACUGACAGGAGUGCCAGUAAAGGCAAGAGCAACAAUAACUAACAAUAAUCAUGAACAGCAAGAGUUCAAAUUCCAAGGACAUCUAAAUGAAAUCAGACAGAUAUCCAGUCGUGAUGGUGCUGUAAAUUUUGUUUGCAAUAUUCCACAUGAUGCUGAAAGAGCUGAAUUUACUUUUGUAACAGAUGAUGAAAAAUAUCCACCAGAGAACCAGGCUCAGCUUAAACUCAGCGCUGUGGCCUACAAGUCUGUCAAUCAGCGCUAUCUGUAUAUCAAUUUGCCUUCAGAUGCCACAGCUUUUGAGGUAGACACGUACGCCGAUAUCUUAAUCCACUUUAAUUAUCGUCAAUAUCUUCCACUGAAGACAUUCAGUUACCAGGUCAUUUCAAAGGGGAAAGUGAUAAAAUUUGCCACAGAACAGAAGAUAACUGGCCAGGUCCAGAGCAUCCAAUUUAAGGUGACUUCAAACAUGGUGCCAUCUGCUCGCCUGGUGGUCUAUUAUAUCCUUUCUGGAGAGGAGAGAGCUGAAUUGGUUGCAGAUUCUGUGUGGUUCGACGUCAAGGCCAAAUGUGUCAACAAUUUAGAUGUGAACCUGUCAGCUCAAGAUAAGGACUACAAACCUAAAGACAAGCUGACACUAUCAGUGAAGACUAAGAGCCUAAACGAAAAGUCACUGGUGGCGCUGUCAGCCAUAGACACGGCCCUGUACAACCUCAGAACCAAUGACAAAGACCCACUAAACAAGGUACUGCAGCAAUUUGAAAAUAGUGACCUAGGAUGUGGAGAAGGAGGAGGCCAAAAUAACGCUGAUGUCUUCAGCCGUGCUGGACUGACUUUUCUUACAAAUGCAAAUGUUGAGGCCUUCAAUGCAGAUGAGACCUGCACAGCUGUGGUCAGACCCAAACGCUCCACGCUUUCAGUCAUGGAGAUGGAAGAAUAUGCCAAUAAAUACAAUAAAUACAAACCAUGCUGCCUGAAGGGACUGAACACCAUCCUGGAUCUUGACACCUGCCUAGCUGCAACCAAGAAAUUUUUGACUCUAUACAAACAGUGCAAGAGAGCUUUCUUUGAACACUGUAACUUUUCUGAAAAGCAUUGGAUAGAAAAUAAGGAUCUAGUCCUUCCUCGAUAUCCAGGUAUUCUUUGUUUGCUUGGCAUAAUGAAAAACUUGAGUUUUAUGGAAAUGUGGCAUUCUGAUGAUUCAUCAGAGUUGAACUUUGACAUACGCUUGACUGAUGUCCAGACAGAGCACUCCAAUCUCUUUCUUCAUGAAAGAUUGGAGGAAUAUGCUAAGAAAUAUGAUAAUUAUGAAUCAUGCUGCUUGCUGGGAAUUAACAGUAGUCAGACUCAGGAGACCUGCUGGGAUCGGAGCAAUAAAUUACAAACCAAUGAUGAACUGUGUAAGAUAGCGUUCCAUGAAUGCUGCCUCUUUGCUGAAAAUCAUCAGACAGAAAAUGAGAGUAUGGUCACGCUUGCUCAUUCAGGGCUCCAAGUUGACACCCCUUCUGCUGUCCGGAAAAAGCGCUCUGUUCUCCUUCUGAGUGAAAAGUUUGAGGAAAAUGCUAAGAAAUAUCAAAAAUUUAAACCAUGUUGUCUGGCGGGAACUGAUAGUAGCCCAACUCUGGAGACCUGCCUGGAUCGUGCCCGGAAAUUACCUACCGAUCACAUAAAUUGUAAGAGAGCAUUCCGUGAAUGUUGCGUCUUUGCUGAAACACUUCGGGCAGAAAGUGAUGGUGUCAGCCUCGCUCGUUCAGAAAUAGAUUUUCUGCUGGAUGUGAAGGUAGAGCAGGUCCGCAGCUACUUCCCAGAGAGCUGGUUGUGGGAGGAACAUGAAACUGAGAGGUCUGGACUGGUCACUAAAGUUCUUCCUGAUUCUCUGACUACAUGGGAGGUCAGAGCUGUUGGGGUGUUCAACAAUGGAAUAUGUGUCGCAGAUCCCCUGCAAGUGUCAGUUCAGCAGGCAGUGAGUGUAGACGUGCCUCUGCCUUACUCUAUAGUGCGUGGGGAGCAGAUUGAGAUCAAAGGCUCAGUCUACAAUGAAUAUGAUAGAGAUACAACAUACAGUGUAACUUUGUCGGCAUCAGAGGGUGUGUGUGUGUUUCGUGGAACUCUUCUGACAGAUGAUGGUUACCAACAAUUAAACGAAGGCAGGAUUGAGGGCCAUUCUGUGGCACUUGUCCGGUUCGUCAUCAUGGCAGUAGAAGUGGGCAGUCAUAAACUCAGCUUCACUCUUAAAACCAGGUGGGGAAGCGAGACAGUGGUCAAGACACUGAGAAUAGUGCCAGAGGGCAUUAGGAAAGAACUUUUCAUUGGACGCAGAAUUGAUCCACAUGGCAUCUAUGGCAUACCUGUGACACGUAUUGAGCUCAGAAACUCUCUACCUCCAAAGGUUGUGCCCAAGUCCUCUGUGGAACGUCUGCUAACAGUAAACGGUGAGGUCCUGGGAGAGUUGCUGUCCAUCAUUAUAAACCCAAAAGGGAUCAUACAGUUGACUAGCCUGCCCAGAGGCUCCGGAGAGGUGGAGCUUAUAGGUCUUCUUCCCAUCUUCUAUGUGUAUGAUUAUAUUGAGCAGUCUGAGCAGUGGGGAAAGAUAAAGGAAUUUGGAAACACCAUUCUUCUAAAGAGAAAGCUAAAACAAGGUAUCACCAGUGUUCUGUCAUUUAAGACUAAGGGGGGGAAUGGUUUCAGUUUAUGGAAGAACAAAGGACCCAGCACAUGGCUGACUGCUCUGGUGGUGAAGACUCUGGCCUCUGUGGACAAAUAUGUCACAGUAGAUCACGACGUGCUGUCCGGCACCAUCCACUGGCUGAUUACAAAUUGUCAGAAACCAGAUGGCUCUUUUAGUGAGAUAUCCAGCUACAAGCCUACAAAGCUCAUGGGUGCAGGUGCAGACGUCACUGAACAGUCUGUGUUUCUCACAUCGUUUGUAGUAAUUGGGAUCAAAAAUGCCUUGACAAUUCCCAAGUCCAACUUGGAGCGGUAUGCACAUGCUGUGGAGAAGGCGACACACUACUUGUCCUCACAAAUGACAAAGCUGAAAAGUUUAUAUGUGAGAGCCAUAGCAGCAUAUGCCCUAACCCUUGUUGACCUCAACAACCAACAUGCAGUCAUACUUUAUGAAAAGCUUAAAAAAGAGUCACAAAUUAAAGGAAACCCAGUAAUUGUUCGGUUUUGGGAAGAGAAUGAAGCCCCUCAAGACCCAUUAAAGCCAAACAGGGCCUCUGCACUGUCAGUGGAGACCACUGUCUAUAUGCUGCUCAACACUUUACUCAGAGGAGACACAACAUAUGCCAAGCCAAUCAUCCAAUGGCUCACUGAUGAUCAACGAUAUGGAGGAGGUUUCCACUCAACUCAGGACUCUAUUCUAACACUGGAGGCAUUGACCAAAUACAGUAUCUUAGUUCGGAGAGCCGUUUUACAAAUGGAGGUUGAUGUGUCAUACCGGAAGAAAGGCAGUAUUGGCCGUGUUACUCUGACCCAGAGUAACCCUGUGGGCAAACCCAUUGAGAUAGAACAUGCUGAUGAUGUUAUACUGAAAACAGGAUACAGCAGAGGGGUGUCAUUUGCUAAUUUGAGAACAGUGUAUUAUGAAACAACAGAGAGUAACAAUAAUUGCAACUUUGACAUAACAAUAGAUGUUCUUCCCCAAAACCCAAAUUCAAGAGAUCCCAUUCUUCUCUUACCGCGGAUAGUUGCCUGUGCCAAAUAUAAGCCACGUAAAAAUGAGGUUGAGAAUGAAGCAAGUCACACAGUAAUGGAAAUUAAUCUGCCCACUGGUGUGAGGCCAAUCCAAGAGGAUCUAAAUAGGUUUAGGGAUGGACUCGAGAGUCGUAUUUCUGACUAUGAAAUAAUAGACAACCAAGUGAUUCUCCAGAUGGAUUCUAUACCCUCAGAGGAGCUCUACUGUGUGGGCUUCCGUAUUCAGGAGGUGUUUAGAACUGGCAUGAACAGUGCCUCUGUGUUCAAAGUGUAUGAGUAUCAUGAGCCAGACAGUCAGUGUACAAAGUUCUACUACAGUCAGAGGCGCAGACUUCUCCGUCUCUGUGACAGAGACCAGUGUCGGUGCAUGGCAGCUGAAUGUUGCAAGUUCAAGUCCAGCAUUGAUCCUAAUCUUACUGUUGAACAGAAAAUACAUGACGUGUGCAAAGGCAACAUCAAAUAUGUUUUAAAAGUGAAAAUAACAUCAGUUGAAGCAGAAGGUGAUUUUCUGACAUACAAUGCAAAUGUGGAAUCAGUCAUUGAAAAAGGGUCAUUCGACAUUACGAGAUCAGGUGAGGUCAGCUUUGUAAAGAAGGCAACUUGCACCUCAACAAAUUUAGAAAUUGGCAAGCAGUACCUGAUUAUGGGCACAGAGAUCAUGCAGCUUCGAGUAAACCGUAGUUACAAAUACAAGUUUCCACUGGACUCACAAGCUUUGGUGGAAUGGUGGCCAUCGGAUUCUGACUGCCAAACCAGCUCUUGCAAAAAAUAUACCAGUGUUUUAAGCAAUUUUGAAUUUGAUUACCUUACUGGUGGCUGCCUUUAGGGUGGCUGCUCUAUAUUUAUAACAUCUGUAUUUUCAUUCAUCCUGGAGCAUUCUGGCAUUUGUUGACGAUAUGUUGAAAACAGUGCCUGUUUUGGAAUGGCUAUGGAAAUUAUAUUGCAUAUAAUUUACUCAUAAUCUAUAUAUUACAUAUAAAAUGAUCUACACAGACAUUGGAACAACAUUAACAUCAUAAGCAACAUCAGGGCAUGUCACUGUGAAAUGUAUUAAAAUGUUUUAACGUUACACUUCAUUUUAAUGCAAGUUUUGAUUAACUAGUCCCUUUAACCCGUUGGAGCACCAUAAAUGUAAUUCAUCCGAACAUGACAGAAAAUAUUACAUACGUUUUCUCAAAUAUUUUGGGCAAUAACAAGAGUAUUAUCCUUUAGCAAAAGGUAUUGUCACAGGCUAAUUAGGUAUUGUGUAGGCUAAUUAUGUCAGGCCUUUGACAUCAAUAAAGUUUUUCAGGUCUUAUGCCUAAUACCCUCAUGCUGCUUGUCGUAAAAAUCAGGUGUAUACAGUUCCUACUUGAUAUUUCUGAUCUCCACAUAUUUGUUCUACAAAUGACAGAAUCAACUAUACAGGCUAACUAAGAAAACAUAUCAGGUUUUGUGAUUAUCCCACAUGCACUAAAUGGGCAAAUGUUUGUGGACACCUGACCACCAUAUGUGGUACUCCUUCAGACUGUUACCACAAAAGUUGGAAGCACACAGUUGUACAGGCUGGAACUUGAGUGGCCUACGUAGAUGCCUGACCUCAAUCCCAAUGAAUACCUUUCGAUUACGUUCAUUAUGUCUUAUAUUAAAUAUAGUUAGUUUUUUUUUUUCUU
This is a messenger RNA of Neoarius graeffei (lesser salmon catfish), 6487 nucleotides long. It is a transcript of the gene c5, whose product is annotated as complement component 5. The coding region runs from base 1 to 5661 and encodes 1886 amino acids. NCBI's taxonomy places the organism in Eukaryota, Metazoa, Chordata, Actinopteri, Siluriformes, Ariidae. Gene Ontology annotation, cellular component: extracellular region. The record is from RefSeq and is a predicted model, not a curated record. Gene Ontology annotation, molecular function: endopeptidase inhibitor activity; protein binding. The transcript is spliced from 47 exons.